AGUGAGAUAGAGAGUUCUGAACUUAUGUAACAAGGAGUGGAGGUAGGAUACGAAUGUGAAGCUGGGAUGGAAAAUCUAAACGAAAGCAGGAGAGAAUUUGUUUUGCCUGUAGUGAGGGAAGAGAAAGGAACAGGGGAAGGAGAAAGAGAAGGAACGCUUGGACAGAGACAAGAAGAGACUGAGAAGACUGGCCAAACAGGAUACUACUGAAUUCCUUUCAACAUGGAAAAUAUGGAGCUGCCACCUCGACCAAAACUCUUUGACUUCCAUGGACUCUCCAUGAUCCACUAUUUCACUGACAACUGGGAGAACAUACAAAACUUCCAGGCCAGGCCAGAUGAUAUCCUCAUCGCCACUUACCCCAAAGCAGGUACCACAUGGGUCUCCUACAUUCUAGACCUGCUGUAUUUUGGUCAGACAGCCCCUGAGCGUCAGACUUCACUGCCUAUCUAUGAGAGAGUGCCAUUCCUGGAGAGUGACUUCCAUAUUCUCCCUCCAGGAACGGAGCUGGCAGACAAGUUAUCCACCUCUCCUCGCCUCAUCAAGACUCACCUCCCAGUCCAGUUGGUGCCCAAGUCCUUCUGGGAGCAGAACUGCAGGAUAGUGUAUGUGGCCCGUAAUGCCAAGGACAAUGCAGUGUCUUAUUUCCACUUUGACCGCAUGAACCAGGCCGACCCAGAGCCAGGAGACUGGAACAACUUCUUACAGAGAUUCAUGGAUGGAAAGAUGGUGUUUGGUCCCUGGUAUGACCAUGUGACUGGCUGGUGGGAGAGGAAAGAGACUCACUCAAAACUCCACUACGUUUUCUAUGAGGAUAUGGUUGAGGAUACGGGGAGAGAGCUGGACAGGCUGUGCUCCUUCCUAGGGUUGUCUCCUUCAGCAGAGGAGAAGGAGAGGGUGAGAGGAGGAGUGCAGUUUGAUACAAUGAAGAAGAACAGCAUGGCCAACUACUCCAACAUCCCAGUCAUGGAUUUCAAGAUCUCUCCAUUCAUGCGAAAAGGAAAGGUUGGUGACUGGAAGAACCAUUUCACUGUGGCCCAGAGUGAACAGUUUGAUGAAGACUAUAAGAAGAAGAUGAAGAACACCACCGUACAGUUCCGCACUGUAGUCUAGGGGUUGUGAUCAGGUUGACUGGUGCAUAUGCAUCUCAGCUCUGCUGGAGUCAUGGUGCUGAAAUGUACAAUAUGCUGAUACUAUCUCUACUGUAUAAAUAAGAGAGCGAAUGAUGUCUUACUUUGAGAUAAAGUCAAAUGAUAGACAUGCACAA
This is a messenger RNA of Salvelinus fontinalis (brook trout), 1267 nucleotides long. RefSeq names its product cytosolic sulfotransferase 3-like. Gene Ontology annotation, cellular component: cytoplasm. The record is from RefSeq and is a predicted model, not a curated record. Gene Ontology annotation, molecular function: sulfotransferase activity. Lineage: Eukaryota; Metazoa; Chordata; Actinopteri; Salmoniformes; Salmonidae. The transcript is spliced from 8 exons. Gene Ontology annotation, biological process: sulfation. The coding region runs from base 223 to 1113 and encodes 296 amino acids.